Austrofundulus limnaeus is the source of this 270-nucleotide messenger RNA. RefSeq lists its product as uncharacterized. NCBI's taxonomy places the organism in Eukaryota, Metazoa, Chordata, Actinopteri, Cyprinodontiformes, Rivulidae. The record is from RefSeq and is a predicted model, not a curated record.
AGCAAGGAAGAUUGGCUGAGUUUCAUGGAAAGAACCUGGAUGAAAUCAGAAUUGACCCUGAUGAAAAACUUCUGGACUCGGGAGACAACGUGGACAUGACAGUACAGGAAGGAAACUCAUCUUUUGAUGAUCCACUUGUCGAGGAGACACUUCCUUCACCAGAUGCAAACGAAAUGGUGCCACCACCAUCUAAGAAACGUAAACCACCGCCAUCAGAUCAGGAGAUAUCAUCAGAAGUCAAUGCUCCAAAGACUUCUUCCAAAGCCAAAG